Messenger RNA from Stylophora pistillata, 3302 nucleotides. RefSeq names its product crk-like protein. The record is from RefSeq and is a predicted model, not a curated record. Gene Ontology annotation, molecular function: receptor tyrosine kinase binding; signaling adaptor activity. Gene Ontology annotation, biological process: enzyme-linked receptor protein signaling pathway; cell migration. Lineage: Eukaryota; Metazoa; Cnidaria; Anthozoa; Scleractinia; Pocilloporidae. Gene Ontology annotation, cellular component: cytoplasm.
AGCCCACCCCUUACACCAGAGGUUCCUGUGUUUGCGAGUACUCUCAAGUCGCUUGAUCGCAGAUUUAACUUGGCUGUUUCGAUGCUACGGGCUGAAUAACGACAUAAGAGCGAUCUGUCACGUGGAAGAAAACGUAUCUGAGAUGAUCGUGGCACGAACGUGUGUUGGGUUGUGAAUCAACAAGAUAGCGAUCGCUGUUUUAGUUGGGAUCAUUGUAGAUUCUCAGACAAGCGCUCAUAUAACCUUGCAUGUUCAAAGAUGAGUCAUUCCAAUCCCAAUCAACUAAGUUGUUAUUUGGGUCGCUUGUCACGUUUGGAAACUGAUAAAUUGUUGUUGGGAAGAAAGCCUGGAACUUUUCUUAUUAGAGACAGCUCGUCCAUUCCCGGAGACUUUGUUCUUGCCGUAAGCGAAGGCGGAAAAGUCAGCCAUUACAUAAUCAACAGUAAAGGAAGCCAAUAUCAGAUAGGAGAAAACACUUUUCCAGAUCUUCAUAGUAUUAUAGACUUUUACAAGAAACAUUUCCUAGAUACAACAAACCUACAGGAGCCACUAUUUAAAGUGCAAGCUCAGUAUCCAUUUUCUGCAAAGGACGCAGAAGAUCUCAGCUUUAAAAAAGGAGAUGUUUUAAUAGUUGUUGAACAAAAUGAAGAAAAGUGGUGGACGGCCAUAAAUGAACAAGGCCAAAAGGGCCUCAUACCUGAACCGUAUGUUAAAAAGCUUUGUGACAUGCAACCAGGCUCUCCGGUGCAGCCUAUGGCACCACCAGCAAAUGAUCAAAGAAGGUCUAUGCCCCCACCUACAACUACAGCUCAAAAUAAUAGUGAAGUCAGAAGAACCUCAGUACCGCCCAACAUGAGACCGUUGCACCAGGCAGCUGAAACAGAAGGGUCAAUGUAUGUCCGUGCUACACGCAAACAUCUAAUGCCUUAUGAUGACACAACACUUGCAUUCGAGAAAGGAGAUAUCAUCAAGGUGCUAAAGAAAUAUGAUAAUGGAAAGUGGUUUGGUCAAAAAGGCGACAGAACAGGCUAUUUUCAGUUUAACUACGUGCAAGUAAUACCAGCUAGUGAAAGUCCAGAUUGAUUGGAAUGGACAGAAAUUAAAAUGUAACUAAUGAACAUUAAAAUUAGGAUUAGGAGUUUCCAGAUCUUCGUGUUACCAAUCAAUUCUCAAUUGUCUCAAAAGUUAAUUGGAAUAGGCGUUGUCUACGGAGCGCUAACAUUAAUGAGUAAUAUCACAGGGAUGUUUUCCAUUUACAAAGUUUGUCAGGUAUAUUGAUUAGCUCCUGUGGGAAUUAUUGUGAACAAGAGUAACUUUUGAUGCUUCUUUUGGCUAAAAUAGGGAACUUAAGCUAGUGAAGAAUAGCAGGAUACUGAGAACUUUGGCAUAACAAACCAGUGAAAUGAACUAAGAAAUGGCUCUGUAUUUACAUCUUAAAAUGUCAUUCAGUAUAUUCUCCACAUUCAUGAGGUUUGAAUCUGUGAACCACAAUAGUGAAUUUUUGUUCCCAUAGGGAAAUGAGGCCUGUAUUCACAUACAGACAAACAUAGAUAGGUGGUCAAAAAAACUGAAUACACCUUCAUGUACCCACUUAUAAAUUUUUUAAUAGAUUUACAAGUACAAUGUAUAUUUUUGAUCAGCUUUUCCCCAGACACUGUUGUCGUCUCUGCCUAAGUUUUUUUUUUAUCUCAUUGCGUCAGUGAAACUCUUGUGAUGGAUUCUUAAGAAUCAAAAGAAGUUUUGAGCCUUAGCAGACAAAUAGUAUUCAGUUGUCCUUGGCAAAUUUGGCUGAAAAACUUCCAGAUGUUCUUGUAGACAAGUUACAAAAAAUUCAGCGAAAAAGGUGUAUCGUAUUCACCAGUGUUACAGUAGUUGCCUUCAAAGGGCAUCAAAGACUCUUGUUUAGUCCCACAGGUGAGCUAUUGCCUGGACAGCACCAGAUAAAUGAUGAACAUCCCUUAAGUUACUCCUCAAGAAAUAAUCAGUUUUACUUGAAUUAGUAAAAUUGAUUACAUUUGAUCUCCUGUUGAGCAGACUUUGUAGUGUACAAAGCAGCCAGUAGAUGGCUUAUUCGAGUACUUAAUAAUAAUAUCGUGACAUUUGUGAGGUUCGAAUUUGACUUUCGAGAAAGAUGCGGCAUAUGUAAACACCCUUAAGUACCAAGGUAAUUAUAUUUUUGUGUAGAAGAGGUAUACCCCUAUUAAGAAUUUUAUUUUUGAAAUUGUGCGACAACUUCAAUUGAACCUUAAUGAUAUGGAUGGAAUUUUUGAGCUGACAUAACAAAUUCGGUGGCACUCAUUUACUCAGUUUCUGUUUUAUAUGUAGUAAUUUUCUGUAGUAAUAAGACAAAGCUGGAGGAAGGUGCUUUUACAGAUCCAAGCUUCCAAAGAAAAAGCUUGGUUUGUUUUAAAAACAAUUGGUAAAUGAAACAGUAUAAAUCCCUUGGGAGAUGGGGCUCUCUCCCAUUUUGAUGGGUGUGGACUACCUUAUAAGGUAUGCUUGUUGGGGUCUUGAAGCUUAAACAGGUUAUAUAAUUUAACCAUUUAGCUUUGCAGGGUAUCUUUUGGUACCAGAAAUCUUGAAAGUGUGGGAACGUGGUAUCGUCCCGUCUAAAUACUCGUUACUGUUAUAGCUUUUAAAUCUUUCUCUAAAUGUUCUGCUUUUCUAAAGUCAGUGUGUGUUACUUUUAAUGUACACAAUUUCUCCUUAUCAAAAGAGAGGGAAAAUAAACAGGUUUCUGUUAAACAGGAGCGGGGUUUUUUAGUGUGGGUAAAAUAUCCCCAAUUAAACUCACCUUAACACUCGACAUCAAAUUACAGUUUUUUUUCUUGCUCUAUGUAGAUAUCUUUGCUCUUAAACUAGGAGAAUUUGAUUGAGCUUGCAUGUGCUUGUUUAAUUUGUGAUUAUUUCCUCGACCUUAAUGCUUUCACCCCCAUGAGUGACCAAUACGUAGUUUCUCCUUCCAUUAUCAUUAUUAGAUUAAGUUAACAAGAGACAAGAAUAAAAAAAAACAUCGGCAUGAAAGGAUUAUUUUUAAAUUCUCGGCAUUAACAUCUUUAGGAAAAUGUGGCAGACAGUAGGGAGAAUUAGAAAGGGAUCCAGGGAGUGAAAGUGUUAAUGUUUCACUUUGUUUGAUGCUGUAAGGAGAAUUUAGAUAUUUUGUCAUUGCAAGGGAUCAAUGGUUUAAGUUUGUCUCGCUGUGGUUAAUCCUCGCAGCUCUAUGUUAGACUACAUACACACACCAUACUUUUCAUUAGCCAAUUGUAAUGUCUUAAAUUGAUUAAAUGAAGUUUGUUUUCUUA